Messenger RNA from Limanda limanda (common dab), 8288 nucleotides. It is a transcript of the gene slc16a2, whose product is annotated as solute carrier family 16 member 2. Gene Ontology annotation, biological process: transmembrane transport. Lineage: Eukaryota; Metazoa; Chordata; Actinopteri; Pleuronectiformes; Pleuronectidae. The record is from RefSeq and is a predicted model, not a curated record. The transcript has 7 exons. The coding region runs from base 860 to 2557 and encodes 565 amino acids. Gene Ontology annotation, molecular function: thyroid hormone transmembrane transporter activity; monocarboxylic acid transmembrane transporter activity.
GCCAUUCGUUCAAAGUGCCGCGGCUGAACCAACGUGUGUGUCGAGCCUGUGAAUAAAUAAUAACAACCACAGUCACAUUAUAACACACAGUCUACGACACGGUGGAGGACAAGAUUUCCAGCGGUGAGUGUCGAGCGAACCCUCCUCGACCUUCCUUCUCUAGCCGGAGACACGUCACUAACCGACGGGUAACCACAGCAGAGCAGCCCGGGCAACCCUCCACCACCUCCGGGUCCAACCCUCCACCCGCCGCGGGGAAGGAGGCGGUGGCGAGACGGUUGACUGACGGGCUGUGGCUGUGUUGACACUCCGGAGCCCAGCCAGCCCCCUGGACCCGCACCGGCCGACAUGUUGCCCCUUGUCUGACAGCACAUGAGAGAGAGGACCGGAGCCGGUUCGUGUGUGUAGCCACCGCGGGAUGCUGCGGAGCCUGAGCCGGGUCACAGGACAGUGAGGGGCCGAGAGGACGUGUUCACAGGUCGGUGGUUUUCCAGCGAGCAGAGGAGGGGGGGCGGAGGAGAAGUGAAUGUAUAGUGUGAGUCUGGAGGAUUCGCAGACACACAGGCUCACGUUGACGGGAAGAAUAGGCGGCGCCUGUUAACUCCUGGUCCAAGACAAACAUCCGGAGACAAUGACACUUCCACCGCUCGCAGGUCGGAGUUGAUCCAGUGAAGUUGCCGCUCGGACCCGGUUCCACCAGCAGCGUGUGAGCGGCUCUUCCCGCCAGCACAGGGUCGUCUGCUGUUUGACAGAUAGCCAAUCAAAGCGGCUGUUCCCGUCGGCGCUCUUAUGUCAGUGACCUAUAUCUCAUGCAUGUGCGCCAGCAGCCCACAGUAACCUCAGCACCGCGGCAGACAGCAUGGGGAUCAACGGGUUAGACAAGCAGGAGCAGCCGGCCAGUGGCGAGUGCCCCACGGAGCAGCCGCCGGCGGAUCCCCAGUUGGAGCAGGGGGAUGCUCCCCGGGAAGCAGGCGAGGGCAAGAGCCACCAGGCGCCGGGCAGCGAGGGCAAGAUCGUGCAGGAGGACAGCACCGUGCAGCUGAUCGAGGCCGGGUGCAAGCCGCCCGUCUCCCCGGCUCCGGACUCGGAGGCGGGGAUCCAGUCGGCGAGAACCGGGCACGAAUUCGUCCCACCCGAGGGGGGCUUCGGCUGGCUGGUGGUGCUCGCGGCCACCUGGUGCAACGGGUCCAUCUUCGGGAUCCAGAACUCUUUCGGCAUCCUGCACAUGAUGCUGGUGAAGGAGCACGCAGACCCAGACGACAAGACGUCCCAGUUCAAAGUGGCCUGGGUCGGGGCCCUGGCCAUGGGCAUGAUCUUCUUCUGUUCCCCUGUGGUCAGCAUGUUCACCGACCGCUUUGGCUGCAGGAAGACGGCUGUCUGCGGUGCACUGCUGGCUUUCAUAGGCCUGCUCAGUACAUCCUUUGCAAACUCCCUCGGCCUUCGUUAUUUUACUUAUGGCAUACUGUUCGGCUGUGGCUCGUCCUUCGCGUUCCAGCCCUCGUUGGUCAUCCUCGGCCACUACUUUCGUCGGCGCCUCGGAAUGGCCAACGGCAUAGUGACAGCCGGGGCCAGCCUCUUCUCCAUGGGCCUCCCAGUUCUCCUCAACAAGGUGGUGGAACCUCUGGGCCUCAGCAGGACCUUCCAGAUCCUCAGCCUCUUCAUGCUGGUCCAGGCGCUGCUGGCCCUGGCGUUCAGACCUUUAAUGCCUGCUGGAGGAGGCAUGGGACCCCCGGGCAUGGGUCCUGGCUCUGCUGAGCCCCAAACCCAGUCGGGGGCUACUGCUCAGGGUGCGAGCUGUUGGAGCAGGGCUCAAUCUGGGUUCAGAAAAUACUUCAACCUGCGUGUGUUUCACAUCGUGACAUAUCGGCUGUGGGCGUUUGGAGUAGCUACAGCUGUGCUCGGCUACUUUGUACCGUAUAUACAUCUGAUGAACUUUGUGAAGGAGCGCUUCGAGGGGACAGAGAAGGAUUGGGUUCUCCUGGUGUGCAUAGGAGCCUCGUCUGGGGUGGGACGCCUUGCUUUCGGAAAGAUCGGAGACCUCAUUCCAGGCCUGCAAAAGAUCUACAUGCAGGUGGUGUCCUUCUUAGCUCUGGGCCUGAUGUCCAUUUUGAUUCCUCAAUGCCAUGCGUUUGAGGCGCUGGCGGUAGUGUGUGUGUUCCUGGGCCUGUGUGACGGCUGCUUCCUCACAAUGAUGGCGCCCAUAGCGUUCGAGCUGGUCGGGCCCAUGAAGGCCUCACAGGCCAUAGGAUACCUGCUGGGCCUCAUGGCUCUUCCCAUGACAGCGGGUCCACCCAUCGCUGGUCUCCUACAUGAUUACUUUGGGAACUACACAGUAGCCUUCUCCCUGGCCGGGGUGCCUCCUAUGGUGGGGGCCGUGGUGCUGUUCUUUGUGCCCCUGAUGCACUCAAGGCUCCAGCGAGGCCAGGCCGGGGCGUCACCAGAGGAGACGUCCACGACCGCCCACAUGUUGCCCACCACGCCGCUAGCAGACGAGCCAAAGAGCUGCACCAAUGGAGAGAUCCUCCCCGGCUACACUGACGUAGAGACCCACAUCUGAGUCGCACUGUACAAAGGGAUUCCGUCCACCAGCACCUUUUCUCAUCCUUUGAUUGCGCUCCUCCCAACCAGAGCUCUCAACCAUGGACUUCUGUUUGCUGACCUUUGACCCCACUUGGCCCUCAUUGGCUGUUUUGUUAUUUGUACAUGGAGAGAAGUGGAAAAGGGCACUCUGGCUACGAACUGCAGAAAGGACAAAAAACUGGUGCAUCAGGGUAGUAUGAUGGAAACAUUUAGGGAGGAUAAACACAGCAAAGUCUCUACUCCGAUUUUUUCAUCAGUGGGGACUUUGUAGUAAUAUAAACUGUACCUCCAAGAGGAAAGAAAGGAAUAGAUUUUACCUGACAGCGGUAGUUUCUGAUUUCAUAGCAAGAAUGACUAUAAAUAUAUUAUAUUACAUAUAUUUUAAGUCAUAAAAAUUAAGAAUAGUCAUAUUUACGACAAAAAAUGACUAUUCUUUGUUUUUAGAUUCCUUGUAAACCCAUUGUGAGGCAUAUAAAAUAUGAACUAGUGAAGGGAUAAAUUCUCAAUUUCUUCACGUAGUACCUCAUACAUCAAAGUUUUCUCAACACACUGCAGGUUUUAUUUUUUCUACUGUUUUCUGCCGAGCCAGCGACAAGAGAAUCUUAUGUACAGUACAUGUUUUACAUGUCACUGCAAAUUCCUCUGAGAGAUCAGCAACCAGACACAAUCACCUCAACCACACACUGUUCCACACCGUGCUCAAAGCCAGGGUCUCAAACUCAACUACUCAACAAUCCUGCCUGCACGGGAGACACAUAUGUGACUUUGGCAGCUGCUGAUUCCACUGAUCUAUUUGCCACGGACUUGUGUGUUGGAUUCUUCUAGUGUUAUAUUAUAGGUCAGUUCACUCAGAGGUGAGCAGUGAGAUCAGUGCAUCUCCUACACGAAUCACUGAGAGGAAACACUACAGUCGAUACAAGGUCUUCUCCUGAGUCAGCCUUAACUUUCAGCUUUCGAUUACGUUUGUUUCUCCAAUAAUUCAACACUUCAUUUGUCUUAUUGGCCUUUAACAUUUUUAGUAGGUUGCUAGAUAAAUCCACAUGAACUGUUUGCUAUGAAUAGUUUUGUAGUGUUUGCACACUGUCUACGCAUAUUAGUAGAAAAAGCUGGAAUCACGCAGGCCUCAUGGCAGAUUGACGACUGUCGUUAACUUUAGAUUUUCAUCAUAAUAACAACAGGCAUUUUUUUUAUCUUGAGUUUUCCUGUGUAUGAAUGAGUGUCUGUGUGUGUACUUGUUCUUGUUGCCACUUUAGGACCUUUUCCUGCAUAAAGACCUCAUCAGGACCAGUAGACCUCAUGGGGACCACAGCUUGGUCCUGAUGGGGCAAAACUUAAUUUCUGAGCCCCUGGUUAAGGUUAGAGGUUAAUAUAUGAAUGGUGGUUAGAUUAAGGUUAGGGUCGGUUAUGGUAAAGGUUAGGAAUAAAGUCCACCAUGAUUCAAAGUCGCUGCAGAGCCCUAGUCAGGAUAGCUGCACAAAAAAACCUGUGUGUGUGCGUGUACACGUGUCUGUGUGUGGCACCUGUGCAUCUGCAUUAGUAGUAGCGGCAGUUCUGUAAUAUGAAACUACGAUGUUACAGUCUGUUGAUAAGAAGGGGACUUCUGAGAUUAAAACUGCCAAACGGCCCCGGGGCCCUCAUGAGGCCACUUCACAGAAACAAUGAAUUUGCUGCUGUAGUUUAGUCUCGUCAUGAGCACCUCGAUCACUGUGUUAGCAGCUGUGAAACUAAACGUUACAGCCUGCUCUCUUAGAUUACAAUGGACUGUAAUGAACAGAUGUGAAGUAGAGCUUCAAUAACAGACAGUUUUUAGUGUUUUGAGUUUGGGUUACACUCUUUUUUUAUCUGCGUAGCUGAAUACCAGUGGGAGGUCGGGGGGAACAAGGAAAAGGAAACGCCCUGGUGUUAAGGUGGUAUUCCUUUUCAUUCAAUGCCCCCUGUUGCUUUCACUGCCAUUAUUCAGUCUGUGUUACAACACUUUAGGACCGUACAGCUACACAAACCUUACUGCUGAGUGUAGCUUUUUUUGGUGUGUGUUAGUGUUUUGGAGUGAUGACGCUACAUUACAAACUGUUCUGAAUAGGAAACACUUAUACCUCAGUGAUCAACCAAUCAAUCAAUCCUCAGCCGUUUAGGUGUGAACGCGUGGACAUUCUUCAUUAACUUCUUAGUGGUUUGUUGAUGCAGUCUGAGUCUCAAAACCAUUAAGUUGCCAAAUGCUAGUUUUUUUUCACUUCCUCUGAACAAAAGCUCAUUAGUGUCGUUUAAGUUUUACGAAACAUCGUACUUCCCUUUCUCAUGAUCAGCUGGUGCAAGAUUUAUCCUUCCCGUUUUGUUUUUGCCUUCCCAUCCAUUUGCCCUGAUGUUUUUCAUUAUUUACUACGGAAUUUCUAGUUGUCAGUUGCUGUCUUUAUCACAGCCUGAUUUCCUUGUCUGUGAUUCAAAAAUGCAGUUAAUUAAAAAUUUAUAAAAUUCUUAACUAAAGUGCGGAGGUGUUUAACCAUGAGCAGUGGCGACUUUUAAUUGUUAACUGGUUGUUUGAAAGCAAAAUCACAGACCUCUAAUUUGACUGAGGCAGUGUUAAAAUCUCUUUGUAGCACAGAUGUUAAUUUGCAGCUGCACAGAAAAAGGUAGGGAGUCAUUAAAGCUACGGGCUGCGUGAGUUAAGCUAACCAAUAUCAUAAAUUGUGAUACAAGUUAGCUUUAUUUCAAUUCAGCCAAUUUUGAGAUUCAUCAUCUUUCAGCUCCCAUUAACGUGAAUGAUCCUGCACAUCAAUGUCAUUCAAACCAAAUAAAUCUUCAAAAUAAGCAGAAAUCAAUUAUAAAUACUUUUUAAAGCCAGUUUUUACUUUUAAUAUUUCUAUCUAUGGAGUUAAACUCAAAAAUGAUGUAUGGCUAACUUCCUGCCUAUUAAACAAUACGCAGAGGUAAAAAUGAUAGUUUUAUUUUUGUGAUAAGAAGGUUGCAGGUGAUGCUUUUUAAAACAACACAACUGCUUGGAAAAUCAGUAGCCCAUUAACCUUAUAGCAGUUUUUUUUGUCAUUUGGACCCACAAUUUAAAGAUGAUGAUAUUUUGUUUCAUCAGAGUAUAAAUAGGUUACAUUUUUUGCUGUAUCCUCACAUUCUGCUGGUUUGCACAGCACUACCCCAGUGAAAGCAUAGCUUUGCAUGUUACUGACAUGUUGCACUAGUUUACUAGUUUGCUGAGCUUGAUGCAUGUGUGUCAGAAUCUAGCAAAUGAACUAGUGAAUGAAAAGUCCGCAGGGGACUUUAAACCUCUGGCAGCCAUAUUGGACGACCUCAGCUGCUAUAGGCUGAAUGUGUUUCUAUGCAUGAAACGAAUCCGUCUCAAACAAAAAUUAGCUAGAGUCAUUUGAUUUAAAUGUGUUAUUAUUAUCACUGUGAACUAAUAAUUUCUUUUUGUGUUGAAUAUGUCUCCUCGUUAUCAUCCGCUGUUGUUUUGUAAAACACAUUUUGGAAGAGACAAGGAAUAAAAACAAGACAUUUGAGUUACAAUUCUGCCUUAUAGAUAAAUCAGAACUUGUUGCUACAGAUUAGAGUCAAAACAGCAAAGCCUAUAAAACGUUUUUCAGAUCUCAAUGUGACUUUUUACUUCUUAUUUUUCUGUUAGUUUAUGGUUGUUUUCUGUUCUGGAUCUAUCUGAAAAAGCUAAGUUACUUAGUUUCAGUAGAGUCGGCCCCGGAUUCUGGUCAGAACCAGCUGAGGCUCCUUUUAUAUCUCUACUGUAGGUUCAAAUAGAGUAAAUUGAUAUAUGUAUACCAACUUUUUUUAAUUUACCAUAAACAGUUUUAAUAUGUUCAAUGACUGAUUUUUUUGGGGUUGUGUUUUAAUGAUAUAAUUCAAUGACUACUGGAAAAAAAUAUGUACUGUUAGUGAGUUUAGCUUUAAACUUGUAUCUAAAAGUGAAGGAGCUGGUUGCAUGAAGAAUGAUUCAAUACAUGUGAUUGGUGUUUGCCAGAGUUUUGGGCUUGUGGUCCUGCAACUACUUCUCUUCCUGAAGUCUGAACACAAAGUCAAAACCAUGGAUGUUUGACUUUGACUCCCGAGUUUUUGUUUCAGGAAAAGCUAAAUCCGUCGUAGAGCCCCUUCUGUGUUAACCCAACCUACAUGUAUAAUACUAACACUCACUCAGUACUUAGUUACUUAACACUUUUUUAUUACUAGGAAGUUUUAGGACUUUUCAUUCUUUUGCCUGACAAUCAAAACUUCUCAUUUCUCCUCCGGUGCCUGCUGGGGACACACAUUACACAAGUCAGAGAUAAAUAGUCGCACAAUCAACACAACAGGCUACGCAUGAAUAAAAACAGGCUUCUAGUAAAGGUUCAGUGUGAAGGAUUUAGUGACAUCUACUGGUCAGGCUGCAUGUUGCAGCUGAAUACCUCUCACUUUUACCCUCCCCUUGAAAGAGAACCUGUGGUAGCCUUAAGUUGUCACAAAAACUCAAAAGAGUUUUAGUGUGUCCCGUCUGGGCUACUGUAAAAAACAUGGCGGCCACCGUAGAGAGGACCCACUCCCGAUGUAAAUAUAAAGUAUUUAAAUACAAAGGGCUCAUUCUAGGGUAAAGAAAACCAAAAUUUGUACAGUUUAGAUGAAUCACACUAGUGAAAACAUCACUAGGAUUACUUUAUAUAACAUUUCUCCCUUUCACCUAAAUCUUACACACUGGACCUUUAAACCCUGUCUCAAAGCGUGACUUAGUUUCUCGGUUGUUUCAAGUGAUCGAAUGAACGAAAAUUGACUUUACAGUUUGUAAUAUGUUAUUCCAUUGCAGCGUCAUUUCAUUCAGCAUUAACUUAAAUUUCUUGCUGAUAAUCUAACGCCAUUAGGCUUUUCCACUGGCGGAGAGAAAAAAAGAAAAACACCACGAUUAUUCUGCUUUCCGAUGUGCCAUUUUCACCGCUCCUCUGACCUCAGUCUCACACUGCUUUGCUUUUCCUCCAAACCACACAAGCAGCAUGUGACUGCGGAGGGUCUGUACAUUAUGAGGCUGAGACGUGAUUUGAAAAAAAACAAGUCAACACCUCAGAUUCGGCCAUGGACCACUUCAACCCUCGAUAUGUUUCUGGCUCUGUUCCCAGCACCAUUCAUCUCUUUUCAUUUUGCUUAAGUCACAUUUUUAUCGCUCCUGGUCGCACCUAAAUAAUGUAUAGACCUUUUUAUAUGCUGUUCUAGAAACCCUGUAUUUUUCAUGCAUAUCUGUCAUCAUCUUGACUGUAGGCGUAGUGUUUUCUCUGCCGUAAAUCCCCUGACUUUUGCAGGUGAUAUAUUCUCAUUUACAUUUGUGCUCGGUCCCGGUGCAACGCUCGGCCAGGCCUUCCCACAGCCUUAUAUGUUUAAGUCAUAUUUCAAUGCAGGGCUCUGCUAAACUUUCCUCCUCUAACCUCCAGUAAGGCUGCUGCAGUUAAACCUCUAUUGCCUCCCCUUCCUUUCUUAAGCUAUAAGCUUCUGUCCUCGCACCACAAGCUACUGGACCUUUUUUGUAAGAAUAUAUAUUUCUGUUUCACGUCAUUUUACAAAAAAAUUAAAAAAACUUCUAACAAGGCCAGUGGCGUCACACCAUCUGAAAUCAAGUCAUGCUGCUAGAGAAAAUGUAUGUAAUCUGUGUUUUUGUCAAAGUAAUUUUGGAUCUGUAUCAUAAAAUGGCACAUUUUUUCUAUUAAACCAACAAUAAAGAUGUAACAUGAAAACAA